This is a messenger RNA of Symbiodinium sp. CCMP2456, 1635 nucleotides long. The record is from the annotation of a GenBank genome assembly. NCBI's taxonomy places the organism in Eukaryota, Dinophyceae, Suessiales, Symbiodiniaceae.
AUGUCCAUGGCGAGAAAGAUGUCGAAGAAGCCCUCUUCAAAAGCGCUGGCAGAUCAAACGGAAAGCCAGGCUGGACAUCUCAAGACAUUAUGGGAGCUGCUGACAAAGUCUGCGCUCAUGUUGGACGGUGUGGAUGACCCGGCAGAAUGGCUCGAGUACCGGCACAGGAACCUGCAGUGGAGAACCGGACUCGCCAGCGGCGCGCACGGUGAGGUCUCCGACCUCGUCAGUGAUGAAGUCUCCGCACCGCCUGUGGACUUCUGCUCUCCGGUGCAGCAUACCACCUCCCGCAAACGCCUCGACUCUUCGCAGAUGUCGCGCUGCGCCUCUUGGCCCACCUUCGACGCGCGCUCCCCGAGGAAGAUUUGGAUGCUGAGUCCCGAGAUGGAGUCAGAUCUCAAGGCCAAAGAUCCUCGUCUUUGGCAACGGCUGCAAACGCAGCUGGGACUGGCCGUGCAGGCAGUGACCCUUCUGCUGGUUGUCGGCACCUACGCAGCGUGCCCACUUACCGUGUCCUGGGCGAAGAUUGUGGGUCACAGCGCCGACGGUGUGGCAAUCAAAGGACGUCCCUUCAAGGAGGGCUCAGUCAUCGUGGCUUCUUGGCUGCUCAUCGCGACAGUGGGCCUCCUGCUGAGUGCCGCCACAGGGGGUCGGCACCAUGUGAGGCGCUGUUUCGACUUGCGCUCGAUUUUGACGUUCGCUCCUGCGGGCAUUGGUUGGGCCAUGGCUGAUGCUUGCGAGGUCAUGGCCGUAGCACGAAUGGAUCCUGCAACGUACGGAGUGCUGAGCCAGGGCCGCCUUCUCUCCAGCGCCGCUGCAGCCUGGGUGUUUUGUGGGCUGCGGCAGAGCGGCCUCCAGUGGGGUAUUCUUGCCUGCCUCUCCCUCAUUUGCAUGGCCUACUGCAUGACUCCGGAUGAGUCGCGGCCAAACGCUGAGCGGCUCUUCGAAUGGCGGCUGCAUCAUGAGAGCCUCCAGAUCACCGCCACUCGGGUGAAGUGUUUUCCGGUCUUGAGGAAGAGGGAGAGGCAACUUCCCACCAUGACCCUGGCAAAAGAAAGAGCGAGAGAGAGAGGCAUCCAGCCUCGGCACAGUCAGGUGUGCGGGCGUCUCAUCUCUGUAGCUGGGCGGGCCAUUGUUUACGUGGAGAUGUGCUUCAAGUCUGGUGCUGGCGAGCCCAUGCGACUCCACGUUCAGAUGACGCAGGUGUCGUUCAGCAGCAUCAUCGCAGCUACAACCGCAUAUUUGUUCAUAUGCGGGGUGCAGAACGAGGAUCCAACACAAUUUUUUAGUGGACAGGAUGGUUCGUGGUCCAGAAAAACCAUGAUCGUGGCCGCGAUGUACUGUUGGCGGGAGUGGAUCUGCAGCUUGUGUGUCAAGCACUUCGAUUCGUUGGUCAAGAACAUCUGCAAUGCGGCUUCCUUGGUUGUGACCUAUGGCUUUACGGUGCUGGUGGCUCGGGAGAAAGAUUUCUCGGUCUUGAAGGCGUUCCUGCUGCUCGCCAUUGUCAUGGAGGUCAUCAACUACUGCUACACGCGGCGGGUCGUGAAGCAGCCCAAGGAGGAGAUUCCAGUGGCCGAGUACUCGAAUUUGUAUUUGACCGGGCCUGCCGCUAAAGUCGAGCUGGCAUACUCGUAG